This is a messenger RNA of Balaenoptera acutorostrata (minke whale), 5404 nucleotides long. It is a transcript of the gene EPS15, whose product is annotated as epidermal growth factor receptor pathway substrate 15. Gene Ontology annotation, biological process: endosomal transport; endocytosis. The record is from RefSeq and is a predicted model, not a curated record. The transcript has 25 exons. Gene Ontology annotation, molecular function: cadherin binding; calcium ion binding. Lineage: Eukaryota; Metazoa; Chordata; Mammalia; Artiodactyla; Balaenopteridae. Gene Ontology annotation, cellular component: cytoplasm; clathrin coat of coated pit; plasma membrane. Bases 143 to 2965 code for a protein of 940 amino acids.
AGAGGAGGGAAGUUGUCGAAGUUAGGGGAGACGCCCGCCCGCCCGCCCGGGCCUCGCCUCCGGCUGCUCCCUCCGCCUCUUCCCCGCCCCGAGCCCCCGUCAGCCCGUCCUUCCUUCCCCUCCCGUGCAUGAUGGAAACACCAUGGCUGCGGCGGCCCAGCUCUCUCUGACACAGUUAUCAAGUGGGAAUCCUCUAUAUGAAAAAUACUAUAGACAGGUUGAUACGGGCAAUACUGGAAGGGUAUUGGCUUCUGAUGCUGCUGUAUUCCUGAAAAAAUCAGGACUUCCAGACCUGAUACUUGGAAAGAUCUGGGAUUUAGCUGACACAGAUGGCAAAGGUAUCCUGAACAAACAAGAAUUCUUUGUUGCUUUGCGUCUUGUGGCAUGUGCCCAGAAUGGAUUGGAGGUUUCACUGAGUAGUUUGAACCUGGCUGUUCCUCCACCAAGAUUUCAUGAUACCAGUAGUCCUUUGCUAAUCAGCAGAACUUCUGCAGCUGAGCUCCCAUGGGCUGUAAAAUCUGAAGAUAAGGCCAAAUAUGAUGCAAUUUUUGAUAGUUUAAGCCCAGUGAAUGGAUUUCUGUCUGGUGAUAAAGUGAAACCAGUGUUGCUCAACUCUAAGUUACCUGUGGAUAUUCUUGGAAGAGUUUGGGAGUUGAGUGAUAUUGACCAUGAUGGAAUGCUUGACAGAGAUGAGUUUGCAGUUGCCAUGUUUUUGGUAUACUGCGCAUUGGAGAAAGAACCUGUGCCAGUGUCCUUGCCUCCAGCCUUGGUGCCACCUUCUAAGAGGAAAACGGUCAGUAUAUCAGGCUCUGUGCGGUUGAUCCCCUCUUCAACAUCAGCCAAGGAACCUUACCACUCCUUACCACCUGUAGGCAUUUUACCUACCGAAGCACCAUUAAGACAGUGGGUUGUAUCCCCUGCAGAAAAAGCUAAAUAUGAUGAAAUCUUCUUGAAAACUGAUAAAGAUAUGGAUGGAUUUGUGUCUGGAUUGGAAGUCCGUGAAAUCUUCCUGAAGACAGGUUUACCUUCUGCCUUACUGGCCCAUAUUUGGGCAUUAUGUGACACAAAGGACUGUGGGAAGCUUUCAAAAGAUCAGUUUGCCUUGGCUUUUCACUUAAUCAAUCAAAAGUUGAUAAAGGGCAUCGAUCCUCCUCACAUUCUUACUCCUGAGAUGAUUCCACCAUCAGAUAGGGCCACUUUACAAAAGAACAUCAUAGGAUCAAGUCCUGUCGCAGAUUUCUCUGCUAUUAAGGAGCUAGAUACCCUUAACAAUGAAAUAGUUGACCUACAGAGGGAAAAGAAUAAUGUGGAACAGGACCUUAAGGAGAAAGAAGAUACUAUUAAACAGAGAACAAGCGAGGUUCAGGAUCUUCAAGAUGAAGUUCAAAGGGAGAAUACUAAUCUGCAAAAACUGCAGGCCCAGAAACAGCAAGUACAGGAACUCCUUGAUGGGCUGGAUGAGCAGAAAGCUCAGCUGGAGGAGCAACUGCAGGAAGUCAGAAAGAAGUGUGCUGAGGAGGCCCAGCUGAUCUCAUCCCUGAAAGCUGAAUUAACUAGUCAAGAAUCACAGAUCUCCACUUAUGAAGAAGAGCUGGCCAAAGCUAGAGAAGAGCUGAGUCGCCUACAGCAAGAAACAGCAGAGUUGGAGGAGAGUGUGGAGUCAGGGAAGGCGCAGCUGGGACCUCUUCAGCAGCACCUGCAAGAUUCACAGCAGGAAAUAAGUUCAAUGCAAAUGAAACUGAUGGAAAUGAAAGAGCUGGAAAACCAUAAUAAUCAAUUAAGUUGGUGCAGUAGUCCACACAGCAUUCUUGUGAAUGGCGCUACAGAUUAUUGCAGUCUCAGCACCAGCAGCAGUGAAACAGCCAAUCUUAAUGAGCACACUGAAGGCCAGAGCAACCUAGAGUCUGAGUCCAUACACCAGGAGUCUCCAGCAAGAAGUAGUCCUGAAAUACCGCCUUCUGGUGUCACUGAUGAAAACGAAGUGGUGACUACAGCUGUUAAGGAAAAAGCUUGUCCUGAAUUUAAUAGUGACAGACGUUCAAAAGAGGAAGAUCCAUUUAAUGUAGAAUCAAGUUCACUGUCAAAUCCAGUUGCAGAUUCAAACUUGGAUUUUUUCCAGUCUGAUCCUUUUGUUGGCAAUGAUCCUUUCAAGGAUGAUCCUUUUGGGAAAAUUGAUCCAUUUGGAGGUGAUCCUUUCAAAGGUUCAGAUCCGUUUGCAUCCGACUGUUUCUUCAAGCAAUCUUCUACUGAUCCUUUUGCCACUUCAAGUACUGACCCUUUCAGUGCAGCCAGCAAUAGCAGUAAUACGUCGGUGGAAACAUUAGAGCACAAUGAUCCUUUUGCUCCUGGUGGGACGGCUGUGGUUGCAGCCAGCGAUUUGGCCACAGACCCCUUUGCUUCUGUUUUUGGAAAUGAAUCAUUUGAAGAUGGAUUUGCUGACUUCAGCACAUUGUCAAAGGUCAACAAUGAAGAUCCUUUUAGUUCAGCUACAUCAAGCUCCAUCAGCAAUAUGGUCAUUACAAAAAAUGUGCUUGAGGAAACAUCCAUCAAAAAUGAAGAUGAACCCCCAGCACUGCCACCAAAGAUUGGAACUCCAACAAGACCCUGCCCACCACCACCUGGGAAAAGACCCAUCAACAAAUUGGAUUCUUCUGAUCCCUUUAAACUGAAUGAUCCAUUUCAGCCUUUCCCAGGCAAUGAUAGCCCCAAAGAAAAAGAUCCUGAUAUGUUUUGUGAUCCAUUCACUUCUUCUUCUUCUACUACUACUACCACUACCAAUAAAGAGGCUGACCCCAGCAAUUUUGCUAACUUCAGUGCUUAUCCCUCUGAAGAAGAUAUGAUUGAGUGGGCCAAGAGGGAAAGUGAGAGAGAGGAAGAGCAGAGGCUUGCCCGACUGAAUCAGCAAGAGCAAGAAGACUUAGAACUGGCUAUUGCACUCAGCAAAUCUGAAAUAUCAGAAGCAUGAAGAAUUUUCCUGUUCUUUGUCAAUCACACAAUACUCUUCUUCCUGAAUACUGAAGCUAUUUACAGUGUGUAUCAAAACUACCUAUGAGCAUGGGAAUACAAAAGGUUUGAGAUUCCUGUAAAUGUGACAAAAGUUUUUGUUUUUUUUAAACUCCAUUUCAGAUUUGUCCUUUUUUUCCCCCUGUAAAAGCGGUAACCCAGAUAACUUCACCUAGGCCCCCGUUCUGGUGUGCAUUUAGUGUGAGCUUUUGCCUGCUUGUGCUACUUUUACUUGGAAAGCUGGAGCACCCAAGCUUCUGCCUUCUGGAAUAUAGAGAAGUAGUUCCAUCCCUUUGCUACCCUUGUUCUGUAGUUACUCUGAUGAUAGCCAGUGGGGUUCUUAAAGUUGGCAGUAUUCUCCCCUAAUUUAAAUGGUUGAAAGAGGGGAAGGGAAAGAACAUCCUAUUUCUUUUAUGAUAGAGCAAAUUGGCUAGUUUAAAGUACAUGUUUGUAUUUCCUUAUAAUCAAAAUACUGUUCAGUUUGUUUUUUAUAGACAAGAAAAAAUAUUUUGCAUAAAUUGACUCCACUCUCGAAAAAGGGAUGCUUUAGAUUGAACCAUUAUAGCUUCAGACUCAAUCUUUUCCUAAAUAAAAACUUUAAAGCCUCAUGUGUGAAAUAUAUUUAAAAUUUUCUUCUCUGGAUUUAGGGAAUUUUAGAUAAACACAUACCUCUCCAUAAUUUUAAGCACUAGAGAGUGGAGAAAAAUUACCACUUAAAAUAUACCCAUCAAUAUAAGGUAAGCAAAAAUCUUAACCUGGCAGCCAUUUUGCCACUGCCAUGGCACUGUUGUCCUCUUUAGUUCAUGGUAGGUUUAUUUUUCUACUUUUGCAGAAGAAACUUUAGCAAGCUAGAACUGGAAGGUACUUUAACUUUUUGUAUACAUAUAUAUUUUUUUUUCUUUAAUGAAGGUUCAGUUACUUGAAAUGUAAAAACAUUCACUGAAUACAACUGAAAAAAGUGACAUGUAUUAAAUCAUAUUAUUGCUUUUUGUCCAUUUUUGUGGAUUAAAAUAGUUUAUUCUCUUUGUGUUUUUCACCUACAAAACUGACAGGCUAGCAAAAAAAUUUUUUGUUUUUUUUUUAAUUGGGAGAGAAGAGACCUGCCAAAUUAUCGAACCUCUUUAUGUGUUAAAAGCCUAUCUCCUGUAAAAUUGACCUAGCAGACAAGCUGAAUUUAAAAUGGACUGUGAAGUAGGCUGUAAAUUGUAAUCUUAAUUUUUUUUAACAUGAGUUAGUGAUUUAGAUAAUGUAUUGAAAACCAAGAUAAAGGAAAAUGCACCUAAAAACUAAUUAAAUAUCUCUAUGGUUACCAAGUCAAGGUGGUAUUGAUCUUUGUUAAUCAGAGUAACUUGCUGCCUAGCCUAUGAAUAAAUUCCAAAAUGUCCAGUUCAUUUCAUCUUGAAAUGGUGCUUUUUUUCUCUCCACACACAAUUGGAUUGCUGCAGUUUAAAACAAAUUUGAACCACUUUCUUGCACUGCUAGCUUUUUUCUACUUUUAUAGAUUAAAACAUUUCAGCAUAAAAGUCAUACAUAUGAAGCAAGGGCUGAAUCAUAAUCACAAGGGUUUAAUUUUGAUAAACUAAUCCAGUUAUAAGGAUAUACUGCAAAAGUUGAUUGAGAAGGUAGUAUUGGGAGUUGCGAAUGGUAGUGAGUUUUGGGUUUUUUUUUCUUCCCCUUACACUUUAGGAAAAAGGUAAGUUGACUUGAACAACCUUCUUUUGCACUGGGAAAAUGAACAGAUGUUUGAAAUGGUUUUAAAAUAUUUUUUUUAAUUAAAAGAACACUCUGGAAAGUACUAAAUAUCUGUAACUUAUAAACACCAACUUUCGAUGUAAUAAGUGUACCUUAAUCUUAUGUGUGUUUAACUGGAUUACAUAGAUUCUUAUCUUUUAUUAAAAUAUGUAUACUCAGUGGACCAAUAUAAUAUUAAAGUAUGUAUAUAUUAUAUAAAUAUAUAUAUAUAUCUAUCUAAAUCUCCAUGCUCAAUUGUGUAGGAUGAAUGUCUUAGAGUCAUUUAUGAUUAUAUUUUAUGUUGUUGACUCUGGCUCCAGAGCCUGUGCUUGAAAAGGACAGAUAAGUAUUCCUGAGAGCUAAGUGGCACUACUUACGAAGCUUUAACCAUCUUCUACCUACUUGUUCAGGUUUAUUUGAGUUCUCUUUAGAGAAUUUUCUCUUAUGUUUCAAACUUCUAAACUGUAGCCUGUAAUUAUGAGAACAAUAAACUUUAAGUUAUAAUAAACCAUACUAUCCAUACAUCCUAUCUGAAAUGGAGUUUUGCACGGUUCUCUGUUAUGUCCAUGCUGUGUCCAAGGAGGGGUAGGCAUACAGUCAGCACAGAUUAAUAUGUGUAAAGUGCUUGAGACAGUACCUGGUACAGAAUAAAAUACUCAAUAAAUGUUAA